CUCUGAUCUACAAUGGUCGUCAAAACUCAAAAACAGAAGACAAUUUUCAUUUGACUUCUUCCUUGGCAAGAUAUUUUUAUUUUUCAUCCUUGAAAGUUCUUUAUGGAUGGAUACAGAGGAGAAUCAAAGGGUAGAUAGAUUAUUAACUAGAUAAAUUAUAAUCUUCGGAUCCUUAAUCUUUGUCAAUGGCAGAGAGAUUUCCGUUGCUUUUCCUCCUUGCUUCACAUUUACUGGUCUCAGUGAUGUCGAGGAGCUUCACAAUAGAGAACAAGUGUGAAUACACUAUAUGGCCUGCAAGCUACAGUUACGUGGGAUCCUUGGACACAACCGGUUUCCGCCUGGAGACGAAUGAGACGCGUACCGUCAAUGCGACGUCGUCAUGGAUAGGUAAUUUAUGGGGUAGAACGGACUGUGACACCAACUCAACAGGAUAUUUUUCAUGUGUCACCGGAGACUGCGGCUCCGGCGAAAUCGAGUGCUCGGACCCCCUCGUGCAGGUGCAGCUCGUGCCUCCCGCAACUCUGGCGGAGUUUAACCUCGCUUAUGACGGUGGUGAUGACUAUUACGACGUCAACGUCAUCAAUGGUUACAACCUUCCUAUGCUUGUGACCCCCGAGAACCGAAAGUGCAAAAGCAUUAGAUGCGUUGUUGACAUAAACAACACGUGCCCAUCGGAGCUGAGGAUGAACAGUAGCGACAUCAGAUCGAACGAUCCAUUCGCCUGCAUGACCUCAUGUCAGAAAAACCAGUUGCCGGAACUUUGCUGUGUCGGACUCUACGUCAAAGACGAAGACGUCGUUGGACCGGAAAAAUGCAAGCGCACCAUUUACUCGCAGACUUUCAACCGCGCGUGCCCAGGCGCUUAUAGCUACGCCUACGAUACUAAUCUCAGCACCUUCACAUGUCCAUACUCUAACAACUUUGUCAUCACGUUUUGCCCACCAAAACCAGGAAAAUCUACAUUGAAGUUAAAACUCAUACUUGGAGCUUCAUCAGUUUUUGCAAUGAUUAUCAUUAUUGCGAUCAUUGUGGUAAAGGUGAGAGAAAAUAAUAUGAGAAAGAGCGAUCGGAAUAGGAAAGACAUGGAAACAGUGGGAGAGAUCAUGAGUGUUUUCGCAGAUCAAAUAACAGAAGAGGAAGACGAGGAGCUAGUGAAGAAAAUGGCAAUUGUGGGACUGUGGUGUAUUCAGACCAAUCCAUUUGACCGUCCCCCAAUGAGCAAAGUCGUUGAAAUGUUAGAAGGAAGUCAAGAGGCUCUGCAGAUUCCCCCUAAGCCUAUUUUAUCUUUACCAGCAAGAACAGUUCAAGAGACUUCAAGCUUCUCGAUACCAAGUCAGGAUACUUUUCACUAUUCCGAAGAAGUUCAAGAUAUUGCACAAGAAAAUCAAGAUAGCAUAAGCUCUUCCUAA
This is a messenger RNA of Thlaspi arvense, 1409 nucleotides long. The record is from the annotation of a GenBank genome assembly. Lineage: Eukaryota; Viridiplantae; Streptophyta; Magnoliopsida; Brassicales; Brassicaceae.